This is a messenger RNA of Vollenhovia emeryi, 2614 nucleotides long. Its product is annotated as 60 kDa heat shock protein, mitochondrial-like. Gene Ontology annotation, molecular function: ATP-dependent protein folding chaperone; ATP binding; protein-folding chaperone binding. Gene Ontology annotation, biological process: protein import into mitochondrial intermembrane space; apoptotic mitochondrial changes; protein refolding. Gene Ontology annotation, cellular component: mitochondrial inner membrane; mitochondrial matrix. The record is from RefSeq and is a predicted model, not a curated record. Lineage: Eukaryota; Metazoa; Arthropoda; Insecta; Hymenoptera; Formicidae. The coding region runs from base 211 to 1923 and encodes 570 amino acids. The transcript is spliced from 5 exons.
GAGCCCGCGCGCGAGUCCGCGCCACGUGCUACAUCGGGAAAUUCGAGAAACUUCGCCGGCGGCCGUGGCGAGAGGGCGAGAGUUUCUCGCCGGCCGGGGGGACAUCCUGGUGCGCGAUUUUCGCCCGCGUCGACGGAAUACUCUCUUCUCUUCCUCGCGGACGGCUUGCGCGAGAAUAGGCGCGCGGUUGGUCGACCGAACUUCAGUCAGAUGCACAGACUACCUACCAUGUUGAGAGGAGCAGCCCUGCGCCAGUUGCAGGCACGCACCUAUGCCAAAGACGUGCGCUUUGGGGCGGAGGUCCGCGCCCUGAUGCUGCAGGGCGUCGACAUCCUGGCAGACGCCGUCGCCGUGACGAUGGGUCCCAAGGGACGCAACGUCAUUCUGGAGCAGAGCUGGGGCAGCCCGAAGAUCACGAAGGACGGCGUGACCGUGGCCAAGGGCAUCGAGUUGAAGGACAAGUUUCAGAAUAUCGGUGCCAAGCUGGUGCAGGACGUAGCCAACAAUACCAAUGAGGAAGCCGGGGAUGGCACCACGACCGCGACCAUACUAGCUAGAGCGAUAGCCAAAGAGGGAUUCGAGAAGAUCAGCAAAGGCGCCAAUCCCGUGGAAAUUAGGCGAGGCGUGAUGCUGGCGGUGGACAAAGUCAAAGAUGAGCUGAAAACGCUGAGUAAGCCCGUCACGACACCCGAGGAGAUCGCGCAAGUGGCGACGAUAUCCGCCAACGGCGACAAGGCCGUCGGCAACCUGAUCUCGGACGCUAUGAAGAAAGUCGGGAAGGAGGGGGUGAUCACUGUUAAGGACGGCAAAACUCUCAUCGACGAGCUGGAGGUCAUAGAGGGGAUGAAGUUCGACAGGGGCUACAUCUCCCCGUACUUCAUCAACUCCAGCAAGGGCGCGAAGGUCGAGUUCCAGGACGCGCUCCUUCUCUUCAGCGAGAAGAAGAUCUCCUCCGUUCAGAGCAUCAUACCGGCCCUGGAGCUGGCGAACUCGCAGCGCAAACCCCUCGUUAUAAUCGCCGAGGAUGUGGACGGCGAGGCUCUGUCCACCCUCGUCGUUAAUCGCCUCAAGAUCGGGCUGCAAGUGGCCGCGGUCAAGGCCCCCGGGUUCGGCGACAAUAGGAAAGCUACCCUCCAGGAUAUGGCGAUAUCCACCGGUGGCAUUGUGUUCGGCGACGACGCCAAUCUCGUCAAAUUGGAAGAUGUGCAGCCAAGCGACUUGGGCCAGGUCGGAGAAGUUAUAAUUACGAAGGACGACACUCUCAUCCUGAAGGGUAAGGGAAAGAAGGCUGACCUCGACAGGAGAGCCGAUCAGAUCAGGGAUCAGAUCGAAAACACCACGUCCGACUACGAGAAGGAGAAGCUGCAGGAACGCUUGGCGAGGCUGGCGUCCGGCGUGGCCGUCCUGAGAGUCGGCGGGAGCAGCGAGGUGGAAGUGAACGAGAAGAAGGACCGUGUGCACGACGCGCUCAAUGCCACUCGCGCCGCCGUGGAAGAAGGAAUCGUUCCCGGAGGUGGCACCGCGCUGUUGAGAUGCAUACCGGCGCUGCGGCAGCUGAAGGCCGUGAACGGCGACCAGGAGAUUGGGAUCAACAUCGUGGCGAACGCGCUGCGUAUGCCGUGUCUGCAGAUCGCGCAAAACGCCGGCGUCGACGCCAGCGUCGUGGUGGCCAAAGUGAGCGAGGGCAAGCUCGGCUACGACGCCCUGAAGGGCGAGUACGUCGACAUGAUCGAAACGGGCAUCAUCGACCCCACGAAAGUUGUACGCACAGCGCUCACGGACGCCGCCGGUGUGGCGUCGCUGCUGACGACGGCGGAGGCGGUGGUAACCGAGAUACCCAAGGAGGACCCUCCGUCGCCGAUGGGCGGUAUGGGCGGCAUGGGCGGGAUGGGCGGUAUGGGCGGUAUGGGCGGCAUGAUGUAAACGUGUGACGCGCAAAGACUGAGAAAAGAGACAGCGCCUGCGAUCUCGCUCGUAGCGAGACGCAAUUGUGCCGCGCGACGUUGUUCAAAUAGUUCCAAACGUUGAUUCCGUUCGAACGGAAUAGGAGAUAUCCGUAUCGGUCAUGUACAAUUUGUACCUCGAAGCAUUACAGGCGAUAAGUCACACCCCCCACUCGUGUAGCACGAAACCAUUGUUGCGCUUUAUUCCCGUUCGUUCUGUUCCACGGUUCCGUAAUAUUGUUACCGAACGAGAUCGCUCGUUCUAUUUCAAUAAUAACGCAUGCGGUACACACAAAUGUCAAAAUACAAAUGCAUUUAAUGAUGUAAAAAAAACAAAGAUUACUGUAUGGAGUAAACUUGUUGACGUGUUUAUACAGAAUGUAGAUUAUGAUGGAUUCAACCAAUUACAUGAUAAUAAUUUUUACACCAGUUUAUUCUCUCCAUCGUCAUAUUUUUCCCGAUACUUGAGAUCACAAUUGUUUCGUGAGGCCAGACGCGAGAGUGAGCAGUUGAUUCGAUAUUUUAUACAGUUUUCUAGUUGUAGUGCGCAUUAAAAGACGAAAACCGUAAAGAUGAAUGUGCGUCUUAAUUGUGGAAGGUUAUAAUUACUUAGGCUUUCAUAAUUUUGUAAUUGAGUUUAUAUUUUCCGUUUGAAUAAAGGUAUGUUCGAA